AGUGCGAAGAAAGCAGAGCAGUCUAAGUUUUGGUCUGCGAACUUGUCACAUAGUGUCAAAAAACAGACAGUUUUUUGCCUUCAUAAUCUCAACAAAUACUAAUUUAUUGCUAUUGUUUAAACAAAUGACAAAUGUUUUUUUUAUUAAAAACAUCGAACACUUUCCCACCGCUGAACAUCUGGCCUUUUUCCGACGCUGUGGCAGCACCGAUGCUUGUCCGCCAUGACACAAAGCAAAAAGCGGUGGAAGAAGAAGCAGAGCAGCGAAACGAAAAAAAUAUGUGCAAGCAAAUCUCACGAAAGAAAAUGAAAUUUACUGCACUUGCAGUUUGUGAAAUGUAAACAAAAUAUGUGUAUUCGGGAGACGAGACAAUAAUACGUAUUUUAGUGCAAUUUUUACUUGUCCCACAACCAACUGAAUGCGUGAAAAGAUGAAGCGAAAAUACGAUAUCAAUUGCGUGCUGCAGCAGAAGCAGCAACAAAAUCUGUGUUUGUUGUAGCUAUACAUGUAUAUAUAUAUGUACAAAUAUAUACAUAAUAAAAAAGAGAGUCCGGCGGAAAAUUGGCAAUUGCGUUUAUGCAAAUGAGAAACUACAGAGCGCCCCGCAAAUAAGUUCCGAUCGCGUGCAUAAAUUAAUUCAAAGCCAGUCCCGCGCGCCACACACGAAAAGUGUGAAGGAGGUGAGAGAAAGAGGCGCGAAAAAUUCGCAACAAAAUGGUUGUCUCAAAAGACAACAAGCGUCGCCGCAAGGAGACGGAUACUCCGCCACCAGCUGCCGCGGCAACGGCAUCCACUGCUGCUGCUGCUGUGGAGUCGUCACCCGAAAUGCCCAAGAGAACCAAGGUGCAGGCCCAGCGGAAGUUCGCCCAGGGACAGAGUGCGCCCAGCAGCUCAUCGAGUGGCAUGGCCUACAGCAGCGUCGUGGCAGCAGCGGCUGGAGCUGGAUCGGGAGCCGGAGGAGCAGGCACUGGUCCAAGCACUUCGGGUGCGGAUAGUUCGCAGCCGCCCAUCGAGAUACUGCCCAACAAGUGUCCCAAGCCGCAGGAUUUCCUCACGUUUCUAUGCUUUCGCGGCACACCCGCCCUGCCCGCUCAUCUCGACUAUCUGAAUCAGGGUAAAUCCAAGGAUUCCAAAGAAUCCGAAGCAACGACUACAACUCCGGCCCACAACAACAACAAUAACAGCAACAAGAAGGCACAGAACAGUCGAGCGGUCAACAACAAGAAGAAACGCGGCAGGCCGGCCAAGGGAGCGGCGGCAACAGCAGAGAAGAAGCCAGAGGUUGAGCUGGACCCACGGCCACCAGCGGGGGCUGAUAAGUCAUCAUCAACAGCAGCAGCAACAUCAGCAGCAGACAAAGCAGCAAGUGAUAAACCCAAUCUCAUACCAGCAGCAGGGGCUCCAACGACAGCGACGACGACGACGACAACUCCACUGCUUCCCGGAGCUGUACGGAAGCGAGCCGAAGUUGUUACCGAUGGCAAUCGACGUGGCGCCAGGGGCAGGGCAGCACCUGAGAACACCAGCAACAGCAACAGCCAGGGUGCCGCCGCCACAUCAUCCACCGCAGCAGCAGACACCAACAAGCGCCGUUCAAACCGUUCCAGCACCAAGGAGAGCAAGGCCAUAAUCGAUGAUCAGGCGGAUGAGGAUGGGGAUGAGCAGGAGGAUGGCCAUGAGGAUGAGGAGGAUGACGAUGAAUACUUUUCAGCCCACGAUGCCACCUCCCGUAAUGGUGAUGAGACCUCAAAGGAGGGGCCAGCGAAGGCAGAGCCUGCCAAAAGGGGGCGACCCGCAACAGCAGCAGCCAAGAAACCAUCAGCGGAGCCUUCGUCCGUGGCCGUUGCGGAGAUUGCGCUCAAGGAAAAGGGUCCCGUGAAGCGGGUGAGGCAACGGGAAUCGCCCAUAUUCAUACCCUCGCCAGAGUCCUCUGGCCGAAUGACGCGACAGCGGGCUUUUUUCGAGCCCGUCAAGGUGCCACCUCAGCAAGAGGAGCCGGAAAAGGCGAAAGAAGACUCCAAGAAGAAGAAGGAGAAGGAUUCAGAGGUGCCCAAGGAAGCAAAGGGAGAGCCAGAUGCAGAACAGGAGCCGGCCAAGCAGCUGAAGGAGACAAAGGAGAAGACAAAUUCUAGUAUUUAUGCCAAAGAAGCCAAACAGAAGCAGCAGCCGCAGCAGCAGCAGCUGGAGAACGGCGACAGUCAACAUGGCUCCGGCAGCAAGGGUAAAAAGAGUUUGAACGUCUUCGACUUCAGUUCCGACGAUGAGCAGCCGCUCGCCAAGUCCAUAAAGCUGAAGAAGGGCGCCAAGGGGGCCAGUCCCAAGAAGGGGAAUGCAGCUGCUCCUCCUCCACUAACGGCCAGGAGUCGCAAAGCGGCCACCAAGAAGCAGGACAAAGAGAAGGAAAAAGAGGAGGAAAAGGAGAAGGAGAAAGAGGUUCCAGUGGCAGCCACAAUCGCAGCGACAGCGGAGCCAAACAAACGCGGUGCGGCCAAGGCGGGGAAAAAGAAAGCCGAGGAUCCACCAGCCGAUGAACAGGAGCUGGCGCCACCCUGCCCAAAGAAAGCCACGACGACAGCCCGCCCGGGACGAAAGACAGCCAAGAGCAAAGUCCCAGUCGAAGAGGCAGCCGCUGUUGAGGCGGAACCACAGCCACAGCGAUCGCAGCGACCCUCACGGAAGACCAAGGAGGCGGCGGCCAUCUACAUGGGCAUCAUAGGCCACAAGCUGCAGAUGGCCGACGACGACGAUGAUGAUCUGUCGCUGAGCAGCUUCCCGGACAUACCCAACGUCAAGGAGAUGGAGAAAAUGGAGAAGGAGAUCAAAAGAAAUGCGGCGGGAAAGUUGAACGUGCCCGAGGCAACGACGGUGCCAACGGCAGGUAAACAAUCGCGAAAGCCGUCGCCCAAACCACCUCCAAAGGGGGAGGCAGCAGCAUCAGCCGCUGUGUCAGAAGUGGCCCGAGCAGAUCCGCCCUCCCCACCCGAGUCGGAGGAGGAGAAGCCACCGCCUCCGGCCAGACGCGGUCGACCCCCAAAGCAGGGAAAGGCAGCUGCUGCUGCGCCACCCGCCCACGCCAAACCCCCCAUCGAGGGGAUGCUCGUGAAGAAGGGCUCGCUGACAAAGAUGAGCGAACAGGCGAAGCCCAAAGCCAAGUCCGAACAGUCAAAGGUCGACUCCGACGAGGAGGAAGACUUUCUAAUCAACGAGGAGCUGAACGAAACGAAACGCAAUCUGGAGAAGAGUUUCAGCGACUCGGAUGAUGAGCCACUGGCCAUCAAGGUGCCCUGCGUGCCCAAAGGCGGCAGCCAGGAGAAGGAUAAUCAUCCAUUGCCAGUGGCCGCCAAGCUAUCAUCCACCACCGCCCCCCACCGCCCAACAGCAAAGCUACCUGCAGUUCCAUCUGGCACCACGGCGACAGCGACAACGUCAGCGGCGGUUCUUCCCUCAGUGGUCGUCCAAUCGAUGCAGCUGCAGAUCCAGGCGCCCAUAAUUCCCCCCCUGACCACACAGCAGCUGGCGAUGCUGCCGCUGACCACCAAGGCGGCGACCCCAAUGGUAACGCCAACGCUGACAACACUGCCCCUGCCCAGUGGCAUCCAGGUGGCCGCAGCCAAUUGCAUCUCCAUUCCCCCGCUGAACUAUACCCCGCUGAAGGCCAUGGAGAAGAAGUCGCCGGUGCCGACAUCAAAGAUUCUCAAUGUACCCGCCACCUAUGCCCUGCCCGGAGGCAGUGCAGCAGCCGCAGUGGCUGUGGGCUUCCAAAAGACAUCCUCGUAUCUGCCGCAGGCAUCGCCGCAUUACCAUUCCGGCUAUGUGCGUCCUCCACCGACGCCCUCGCAUCCGUUUGGCUCUGGGGGAGGACCCUCUGGCAGCAAGACUCCUGCACAGGGAUCGUCGACGUCAUCGCCACUGAAAUACCAGACACCGCCCACCACCUAUCCACCACCCAUUGAGGCCUACCAGUGCCCCAAGAUCAAUCCGAACUUUCUCACCCCGAAAUACGAGCGGAGUCCACUGCCACCCCGAUCCUCGGCCUCGAGCAACUUUCCCACACCCUCGCCGGUGAAGUUUCUGCCCACGCCAACGUCCACGACGGUGGGCACGGGUACGGGCACCGCCUCCUCGUCGGCCACCAAAAGUCCCCUGGCACCGCCCACGCCUGCCACGCCACCAGUCGGCACAUCCGCCAGCCAGCCAGUGGUGUUGCAGACGACCAGCCUCAGUUUGAGCACAGCGACAGCCCCGACGCCAAGUCCGGCACCAGCGCCAGUGGCCUCAACGUCUGCGGCGGCCGCACAGCAAGCCAGCGCAGCAGGAGGCGCCCCAACGUCAACGCCAACGCCACCGCCUGCCCACAGUAACAGCAAUGCGGGCGGCAGUGGGGACCCCCUGAAGGACGAGAUUGGCAGCAUCCUGGCGCAGGCCACGCUGAUGCCCAGCAAGGAGGAGUCCGGCAAGAUCUUUGGGAUAGCCAGCGUGAGCCUGGCCCAGAGCUCUGGCCCCGACAACACCAAGUGCACGCUGGGCAAGUGCGGAUCCAUCCACAAGCCCGUGCUGGGCCCAGUGGUGCCCACCGAGGGGUACUUUGGGGACCAGCUGACCAGCAAGGAGCGGCGCAAGGCCAAGGUGAAUAUGACGCACGAGCAGAUCCAGAAGUGGCUGAUGGAGUGCUCCUCCAAUCCGGAUGAGAUACUCCAAGACGAUCUGGACGAUGAUUUCGACGACAAUAUGCGGGUGCAGCAGUCGACCACGCCGCCACCGACGCGAGAUGAAAAGGAGCUGAGCGCCAGCUUCUCGUCCUCGUCGAAGAACACGCGGGGGGGAGAUCUCGGCAAGAGCGAGAGUGCCUGGUCGGCCAAGGGGCCUUCUUUGAAGGCCACGCCCGUUGUGGUGACGCCCUCCAGUCGCAAGGAACAGGAGCAGGCCGACUGUGAUGUCCUGGACUGCGAGAAAUCAUCGACGCCCGUGAACCUCACGCAGAAAUCGGAGUCAGCGGCGGACAAGACAGCGGCUGCUGACAAGAAAUCGUUAAUCGAGCGCAAGACGAAGGAAUCUGUCCGAUCCAGAGCCCCUCCUCUGCCACGCAGUGCUGCUACCACGCCCUCAACGCCCACGCCAACGCCCACUCCCGUCACCCCCACCAAGAGCAUGCCACCAACACCGCCGCCGCCUGCUAGCAGCCAGCAGAAAGGCAACAAGGGGAAAAAGAAUGCCACAGCCGCAGCAGCAGCAGCAGUUUCUCCCCCACCGCCACCUCCACCCACGCCCAAGCGGACGACAGUGUACAACCAGAAGGGGAGCAAGGCCACGGCCCAACAGCAGGCGGAGACGAAGCAGCCGUCACCUGUGGCUGCGCCCGUGGCAGCAAAGCGAGGAAGCGAAUCUAUUUAUGCCUUCGGCAAGGAAGAGGAGACCACUUCGGGCACCAAGCCAGGCAAUCGACGUCGCGUGGAGCCCACUCCGACGCCACCGCCAGCGUCUCCAGCACCAGUGCCGAAUGCAUUGAGUGAGCGAUCGCCGACCAAGAAGCGGGCAGCAGCCGCUGCAGCGGCCACAGCAGUCCAACUGACGCUCAGUCCCACCGAGAACUGCAAGAUUGAGGGAUCGAAACCCAAGACAGGAGCAGCCAGGGCAGCCAAGAAGCAGCAACAACAGCAGCAGCAGCAGGUGGCUCCUCCUCCACCAGUUGCAGCAGUGGAGCCGAGCGGCGACUCGGAUCCCGAGGGAGCUACUUUCUACAUACCCCUGCAGGGAGCGGGGGUCGGUGGCAGUGGCGAAGGCGGCAUCCAGGGUGUGGCCGUCAAGCUGGGACGCGAGGGCCCCGACGGACCCAACCAGAAAGUGGUGAUGCAGGCGACGCUGGUGACCAAGGCCCAGAUGGACACCAAUUCAAAGCCGCUGCCCGAGUCGCUGAACACGAAUGAGCUCGUGAAGACGCUCUUCCAUGCGGCAUCCAACAAUGAUGCCGCCUCGACAACCAGCCUGAAGAGCCUGCCCAAGGCCAGCACCUCAGCGGCAGCUGGAGGUGGAGGUGGAGGCGGAGUCACCGGCGGAGUGGGUGCCUCAUCAAGUCUGGUGCGCGUCAAUUCCAAUUCGUCGCUCUUCUCGGGCUCUGCCAAGUCACGAACAGCGGCCCAGACAAGUUCUACGGCGGCGGCCGUGGCCAAGAAGUACAAGGAUGAUACACCCAUCAAGAUGGCCAAUAAUACGGCCUUCCCCAGGCACGAUGAUCCCACCCAAAUGGUGGAGGCACCCAUUUUCCGUCCGACGGAGAAGGAGUUUGCCGAUCCCAUCGAGUUCAUUGAGCGGAUCACACCGAUUGCGGCCAGGUUUGGGAUCUGUAAGAUCAUUCCACCAGCUAGCUUCAAGCCAGAGUGUCGGAUAUCGGACGAGAUGCGGUUCACGGCGUACAAUCAGUACGUGCACAAGAUGCUGCAUCGGUGGGGGCCCAGUGCCAAGGAGUUGAGUGCCAUCAAGAAGUACCUGGCCACCCAGAGCAUUACGAUGAAUCAUCCGCCCUGGAUUGGGGGCAUGGAGGUGGAUCUGCCGCGACUCUAUCACACCGUCCAGGAACUGGGCGGCCUCAAGGAGGUCAUCGAGAAGAAGAAGUGGUCGCGGGUGGCCGAGGAAAUGUGCAUACCGAAGCUGGCCCAGGACCGGGUGACCAAGCUGGAUGACAUCUACUGCAAGUACCUGUUGCCCUACGACACCCUGUCGCCGGCAGAGCGCCAGAAGCUUUUCGACGAGGUCGAAGCGGACUGGGCCAAGCGGGAGGCCAGAGCCCGACGCAAUGCGGAUCGGUUUGUCAACACGGAGAGCGUCUCGAAUGAGGAGGAUGACCUGAGCAGCGACGAGGAUGAAGAGUCGGAGGAGGAGAUAGAUGGCGUGUCCAUGGAGUGCAUUGUCAAGGGCAGGAGCAUGCCCCUCAGCCAGUUCUAUCGCAUCGCCAGGAACACCAUGGCCCUGUGGUUCAAGAGCACCGAUCCCACCGUCAACGAGGUGGAGGCGGAGUUCUGGCGCCAUGUCGCCGUCCGCGACAGUCAUGUGUGUGUCCAUUCGGGAUCCAUCGACAGCUCUGGCUGGGGCUAUGGCUUCCCCAGUCCCGGUCCCAAGGGCAAGGGCUCCAACUAUGCCCGCCAUCCGUGGAAUCUCAAGGUGCUCACCAACAAUGCGGGCUCGGUGCUGCGUUCGCUGGGGCCCGUGAUGGGCGUCACCGUGCCCACUCUCCACGUGGGCAUGCUCUUCUCGGCCUGCUGCUGGUACCGGGAUCCGCACGGUCUCUCCUGGAUUGAAUACCUCCACACGGGUGCCUCCAAGCUGUGGUACGGCAUACCCGACGAUCAGAGUGCCAACUUUAGGUCCGCCCUCACGUCGCUGAUUCCAACGCACUGCCAGAACAAGACCAUUUGGCUGCCCUGCGAUACGGUGAUGGUGCCGCCGCAUAUGCUCACGGAUCGAGGGGUGUCUCUGUGCCGCAUCGAGCAGAAGCCGGGCGAGUUUAUUGUGGUUUUCCCCCGGGCCUACACCUCCAGCCUGGCCACCGGCUAUGUGGUCUCGGAGAGUGUCUAUUUCGCCACAAUGUCGUGGCUAGAUUUGGCCAAAGAUGAUUUCAGGGACAUCCAUGAGAGCUGCGAGCCAGCCAUGUUCUCGCUGGAGCAGCUGCUGUUCGCCCUGGGCUAUGACCAGCGCGUCAACUCCGAUACCCUCCAUCAAAUGCUGCCCAUGCUCAACGAGGUCUGUGAGAAGGAAUCUGCAGCGCGAGAGCAGCUUAGAGCCGCUGGCGUGACAUCCACCGAAAAAGUGCAAGCGGAAAAGGGCCAAAAGGCCAAGAAGCAACAACUGCCGCCGCACAAGUCCAUCGAAAGCGAAUGCGAUCUCUGUCGUGCCAAUCUGUACAUAUCCAUGGUACGGACCGAGGACGGGAACGUCUACUGUCUGCAGCAUGCCCUAAAGAACCUCAACAAUGGCAACAUCCAGGCGAAGCAAUGCAAGCUGAUUUACGCGUACAACGUGGACGACAUACAGCAGUUGAUACGCCAGCUGCAGGAGAAGAUACACCACAAGGCGGCCGUGAAGAAAAAGUAGCACCGUCGGCGUCGUUACUAAUCUGGCGGCGCUACCCCACAGAUAAUUAUUAAAUCCAAACGGCAAAAGGAAAAGACGCUGUGUUGUACAUAGACUAUAUAAACGAUAAAAAUGAUGA
Messenger RNA from Drosophila obscura, 8203 nucleotides. RefSeq names its product serine/arginine repetitive matrix protein 2 (gene Jarid2). The transcript is spliced from 4 exons. Gene Ontology annotation, biological process: chromatin remodeling. Gene Ontology annotation, cellular component: nucleus. The record is from RefSeq and is a predicted model, not a curated record. NCBI's taxonomy places the organism in Eukaryota, Metazoa, Arthropoda, Insecta, Diptera, Drosophilidae. Gene Ontology annotation, molecular function: DNA binding; histone demethylase activity. Bases 715 to 8085 code for a protein of 2456 amino acids.